Molecule: messenger RNA, 647 nt
Organism: Periconia digitata
Lineage: Eukaryota; Fungi; Ascomycota; Dothideomycetes; Pleosporales; Periconiaceae
Source: the annotation of a GenBank genome assembly
UAUGCUGUGGAUCUCAUUUUUUUUCUUCUGUGCACACCUCUGAACGCUACUCAUACACACCCCUGAACACUACUCAUACCAUACCAACAGCCAUGGCAACUGCUUCUCUCACGCCUAAUAACAUCCGGAGUCUCGCCCAGGUUAAAGGUUAUUGGGAGGAUGAAGCAUCAGUCAAUGGCAUCUGGGCUGGUUUACUAGCGGAUGCUUUUCCUGGAUCUGCCAACUUCGUCCUCCAGCCCGAGGGACAAGGCAACGAAGUGAGCAAGAAACGCAACGACAUUCUUGUCCGCCAUAUUCCGGACUGCACGAAAGAUGAGCAGCAUGCCCGCCUCGCCUUCGAGGGUAAAAGCAGCAAGAGCGCAGACACGAUGGAUACAGCAUCAGCACAGCUUCGCGACUUUCUCAACGCUACGCCUAAGAUGAGCCCCAACAAAAAGAUGUGGGGCAUCGUUGCCAAGGGAUUGGCUUUUCGACUUUUCUUUUUCAACGACGACAAGCUCGAUCAGCUCAAGAUUGACAUUAAUGGCAAACCUUCCCGUGGCGCUGGUGAAUACGAGUUGGGUGCUGCAAAUAAGCCCGGCUGUGUGGAAAGUGUCACGGCCUUUUUGAACUUUGCAAAAGCCAACCCUGCUUGGAUUAUUCAAUGA